AUGAGUCAAACAAUUAUUGAUCCUUCUCCAAUCUCUCAAGGGAACGACGACGACACACCUUUGCCAGGCCACGAGUUUGCUCAGUUCAGCGCUGGAUGCUUCUGGGUUUACGAACUCGUGUUUCAGAGGGUUCCGGGGGUGACUCACACCGAGGUUGGAUACAGCCAAGGGAUCAUCCACGAUCCUUCGCAUGAGGAUGUUUUUUCUGGUACCACAGGUCAUUGCGCGGUCGUUAGGGUUCAGUAUGAUCCCAAGUCUUGUAGCUACGACUCUCUCCUUGACGCGUUAUGGACUUGGCAUAGUCCCCCUACGAUAUAUUUUCCUAAUGGAUAUGAUAAGGGACCUCAACACCGAUCAGGGAUAUACUUCUACACACCAGAGCAGGAGAAAGUAUCCCGCGAGUCACUAGAGCGUAAGCAGCAAGAAACGGAGCGCGGGAAGAUUAUGAUUGAGAUCUUGCCCGCUAAGAAAUUUUAUAGAGCUGAAGAAUGCCAUCAGCAGUAUCUGUCAAAGGGUGUAGAGUUUGGCCGUGAUCAAUCCACUGACAAAGGUUGCGAGGACCCUAUAUAUGUGGGUGGUGGUUCAUAUGUGUGA
Molecule: messenger RNA, 594 nt
Organism: Eruca vesicaria subsp. sativa (arugula)
Lineage: Eukaryota; Viridiplantae; Streptophyta; Magnoliopsida; Brassicales; Brassicaceae
Source: the annotation of a GenBank genome assembly